CAGAGCAGAGCACAUUAAUACUUUGUCAGCUCAGCCCCAAAGCUCAGCCCAGGAAGCUGCCCUACCAGAGUUCACGUUUCAUAGGGUAGGCAUGAGCACUAGAGAAGAGGAAAUAUAUAUUUAAACUCAAACAGGCUUGGCUUGAAGAAAACAUUGGUUUUCAAUGCAGCUAUGAAUUAAGAAAAUAUAAAAGAAAUUUGAACACUGCUUAAGAAGGGAAGGCCUGGGAAAAAGAAAUACUGAGGAAGAGCAGCCAUGACAGAAGCAUCCACAGAAACAACAGCUGAAUACGCUUAUGAUGAACGUGCUUUUUCCUGCAAUAAGACUGACAUCCAAGAAUUUGGGAAAAUAUUUCUGCCAAUAUUUUACAUUGCAGUCUUUGCUCUUGGCCUCACAGGGAAUCUAAUGGUGAUUUUUGCCAUUGUAAAAGAAGGCAGUAAAAAAAGCAUCACUAAUGUCUAUCUCCUGAAUUUGGCUAUCUCAGACCUUCUCUUUGUGAUCUCCCUCCCCUUCUGGGCUUCCAACACAGUGCGUGGAUGGACCCUCGGGACUAUUCCGUGCACAGCUGUUUCCUCACUGUAUUACAUUGGUUUCUUUGGGGGUAUGUUCUUUAUCACUGUUAUCAGUAUCGACAGAUACUUGGCCAUUGUCCGGGCCACAUAUUCUCUGAAAUCCAGAACAGUGAAACAUGGCUUCCUUAUAACCUGUGGCGUAUGGGCAAUAGCAGUUUUGGUUUCAGUGCCACAUUUUGUGUUCUCCCAGCUGGUAGGAAACGACUGCAUUUCUGCCUUUCCCCAGGAGCUGGAGAACAUCUGGCCAGUGUUCUGCAAUGCGGAGCUGAACACCAUCGGCUUCUUCAUCCCAGUCUGUAUCAUAUGCUAUUGCUACUGUGGGAUCAUCAGAACCCUGGUGUCCUGCAAAAAUCAGAAAAAAACACGAGCCGUAAAACUGAUCUUGAUUGUGGUGGUUGUGUUUUUUCUGUUUUGGUCCCCCUACAAUGUACUGAUUUUUCUAGAGACUUUAAAGCACUAUGAGUUAUUCACAAGUUGCAACCAAAUUAAAUCAUUGGACUAUGCAAUGCACCUGGCCGAAACCAUUGCAUUCAGCCACUGUUGUCUCAAUCCUUUUAUCUAUGCCUUUGCUGGGGAAAAAUUCAGGAAAUACCUUUAUCAUGUCUGCCUGAAGUACUGUCCAUGCCUGUGUUUCUGUGGACCCUGCAGUCGCUACCAGGUCACCUAUUCAGCCAGCUAUGCAGAAAGUGUCGUGAACAGCAACAUAACCCUGAACACCAGCGACCAGGAUGGCUCUGUCUUCGUCUAAAAGCCUCUGUGAAGAAGAUAUGUGUGUAACUAUGCCUUCUGCAGAGCUAGCCACUGCUGAGGAACUGCCAUUACCCAUAUGAAGAGACUUAAUGGCUGCACUGAAUUACUGACAUGCCUUUUGUUAAGCAUUAAAUAUUCUAAAACAGUAAAGAUCUUAGAAAAAAAGGAGCACAAUAUGUCAACGCUGAACAUGGGAUCAAAUCAAGAGAGAAGAAGAGGGAAUGUAGAAGCAAAAGCAGUGAUCUGUGCCUAGAACAGGAAAUGGAGAAGAAUUUAAGGAUAGGGAAGCUAUUAAAUGGUUUAAUCAUCAAAACUUGUACAUACACUGGUGUAUGCGUGUGGUAAAACGUACAUAGGCCUAAACUCACUUUUUAAGGGAAGACAGAUCUCUUUAAUGAAUGGCAGGUGACUGAUAGCAAAUGGGAAUCUUUUUUAUAGUAAAGGGGUAUAUUUUUGAUGCUAUAUAUCCAAAUGGAAGUGAUUCUGGGAUUAUUGAAUGCAAUAAAUGUUUUAUUCUGUGCUUUCAUACCAA
Athene cunicularia (burrowing owl) is the source of this 1854-nucleotide messenger RNA. It is a transcript of the gene CX3CR1, whose product is annotated as C-X3-C motif chemokine receptor 1. Bases 256 to 1320 code for a protein of 354 amino acids. NCBI's taxonomy places the organism in Eukaryota, Metazoa, Chordata, Aves, Strigiformes, Strigidae. Gene Ontology annotation, biological process: chemotaxis; G protein-coupled receptor signaling pathway; immune response. The transcript is spliced from 3 exons. Gene Ontology annotation, molecular function: chemokine receptor activity. Gene Ontology annotation, cellular component: membrane. The record is from RefSeq and is a predicted model, not a curated record.